This is a messenger RNA of Entamoeba invadens IP1, 2730 nucleotides long. RefSeq lists its product as hypothetical. The transcript has a single exon. Lineage: Eukaryota; Evosea; Mastigamoebida; Endamoebidae. The record is from RefSeq and is a predicted model, not a curated record. The coding region runs from base 1 to 2730 and encodes 909 amino acids.
AUGAUCAUUCUACUCUUGGUGAUAACAGUGUCUUUAUCCGAAGAAUGUCUUUGUACAUUACUCAUUCCUCAAAUGUCAACACUGAACUCUUAUUCGUGUCCUGAUGUCUCGAAAUGUACAAUUGAAAUACCAGCCGAUAUCCACGAAGUCUUUGAUGUGCCAUCUAAUAUCCCUUUAAUUAUUAAUACGGAGUCUUUGACUAUGAAAAUAUCAAAGGACACUAAUAUCCCUUUACUCACGUUAGUUACUAGCUUUUCUAUUAGAGAGAACCAAAUAUCAGUGUAUCCAGAGGACGGAAGUGAUAACCCAAAGUUUGUGGUGAAUGAAAUGAAUGUUAUAGAAAAUCAAAUGGACUUUGUCGACCACCGAGUCAUCCACAAAAUGUCGAUGUUCACCAACUCGACAUUUCACACAUCAAAUGAAAAAGUUGAAAUUGAAUUCUACCCAGAGACUGUCUCUUCAUUGGAAUCAAUGACAGAACAGCCACUUCGGUUCUUUAAAAUAUCAAAUUAUGGAAGUCUGUCAUUAAAGAACGCAGAGAUAUCAUUUUUGAAAGAAAACAGUGGAAGUGUCAUCCAUGCAGAGAGUUCUAAAUUUGAUGUUGUUGUUUUGGAGUCAUCCGAACCAAAGCUGUUUUGUACAAAAUGUACAAUAAGAGCUUUCCACGUCGUUGGAGACUAUGAGGACAUCCGAUUGUACAUUUUAACGAACGAUGAAACACCGAUGGUGGAGAAGCUUGAUGUUAUAGAAUUUGAGAAUGAAAACAGUUACAAAAUAGGUAAGAAGAGCGAAUGGUCAUCACAUAAGGAUUUGAGGGUGUCAUGUAACCCAAAGGAAGUACACUUAGUUGAGAAAGGUGGGUUGUCUGUGUGUCAACCCCGAGUGUGUUCUGAUACAGUAGACAAUUGGAAAGCAACUUGUUUAGUCGAUGAAACUGUUUCAAACACUGAAAUAACAAAUUCAGUGUUAAUCCUUAGUCAUAGCGAGACGUACAACAACGAAAUGAUACCACGGAAAGUGACUGAAAUUAUUGUCGAUGCUGACACUGAUAAUGUCAUAACUUUAAAGGCGUUGUCUUUUUCUAAACUCAGUGUUCUAAAAGGGAGUUGUGCCGUUGAAAAUUGUGUCAUUCCAAAUGUCGAGUUGGCUGAGAGUACAACUUCUAAGAUCUCCUUUACUAAUAUCGAAAAAAUUCUGAUCCGUAGAAACGCUAAUGUAACAUUGUCCUCUUGUUCUUUUGGCUCGCUGUUUGAUGCAACUGGAGCGACUGUGACGUUUUUGGGUACUUCAUCUAUUGCAUCAAUAAAGAAAAGCCGAGUGAUAUUAUCGAACAACAGAAUAACAUUCGCCGAUGAUGCACAACUUCUUUCAAAAACUCCAUCAGACGCCUUUUUGGAUCAAAACGAAGUCUCAAUUGCGACAAUUAAAAAUCCAGUCUGGGAAGCGAAAGAAACGACUGUUGUCUUGAUGAGGAGUAACACCAUUACAAGGCUUCAUAAGGAAGGAUGUCAACUUUUCAUUGCAACCAACUCUGAGCACCAAAUCGCAUUUGAUGGUGAAGAAGAGAACGAAGAGGGUAUUAAAACAGAUAACAUGAUUCUUGACCAGAUGAGUAGUGCAGUGUAUCUCUGUGGAGAAAACGACAACCAUUUGACCGAAAACAAUUUGUAUAAUCUGAUGACAGAAGUCAACACGUUUUUCUGGAGACAGCAACGCGAAGUUAAGACGUACAUCGAGUGUAAAGUUCCAAAGGGUAUUGAUCACAAUUACGACUUAAAAGCAACGAAUUGCUUGUGUGACUUUUCAUCGACUUGUGCCUUUGUAUUUGAGGAUGAUGAUGUUCACAUCAAAGUCCCACAAUUUACUCGAACCCUUGGAAUCAUCAUGGCCAAAAACUUAACGAUUGAGAAGUCUGACGAAGAUGUUGAAAUUGGAGGAAUAGUGAUGGAAAGUGGACUGUUUGAUUCAACAGUUCGAGUCAAUGUGUUAGUCAACGAAAAAGGAAAACUCGUUAUAAGAGGGAGAGAAGUAGAAAUAUCAUUGUAUUUAGGAUUAGGUAAUGGGAAUAAGACAGUAUCACUCGAAGACAAUUCGUCCGUGGUGAUUGGCGGAAUAUUACAUAACGUGGUGAUAAUAGUGUCGAAUGGAAGUUCGUUAGAACUCGAAGGGACGUAUUCUGAGACAAAGGUUGAGUCUUCUGAGAUUUACUUGUCGAGUAACUCGAUGAUGUUCUGUAUGGAAAAUGACUUUGUCAGGUUUUCAAAAUCUAAAAUAGUUAUUGAACAUACGAACCAACACGCAAUAGCUAUUUCUUCGCAUGUGUCAUUCGACAAAGAGUCUUCCGUCGUAUUUAAAAUGACAAACAAGAAGUUAGACAAGAAGUAUAUGUACGUCUUUUUCUCUUCGAAUGGGUACAAUGAAGAAAUGGUUGACACAAUUCAAUUGAAGUACAACACAAGAACGAUAGAAAAGGAGUUAACAAACGAGUGUGGUGGUGUCUUUAAAAUGGCAAAUGUGAAAUUAACUGCGCCGAAAUGUCUCAAGUCUCCUUUUAAUUUGUUUGGAUCAAUGAUGAAUGAACCAGUGAAUUGGAGAAAACAUUCCAAAAGAGACAGUUCCAUCUUUUCUGUGGUGUUUGUGCUAAUGGGGUUCUUAGCGCUCACUGUUGUUGUGUUUAUAGUGAAAGGGUCAAUUAGUGCCAAGACAAAGAAGAAUGUAUUAGUGGAGUAA